This is a messenger RNA of Myxocyprinus asiaticus (Chinese sucker), 6834 nucleotides long. RefSeq names its product dedicator of cytokinesis protein 4-like. Bases 132 to 5987 code for a protein of 1951 amino acids. The record is from RefSeq and is a predicted model, not a curated record. Lineage: Eukaryota; Metazoa; Chordata; Actinopteri; Cypriniformes; Catostomidae. Gene Ontology annotation, cellular component: cytoplasm; plasma membrane. Gene Ontology annotation, biological process: small GTPase-mediated signal transduction; cell chemotaxis. The transcript is spliced from 52 exons. Gene Ontology annotation, molecular function: small GTPase binding; guanyl-nucleotide exchange factor activity; GTPase activator activity.
UUCACUCGGUAGCUCGAGCAAUCUGAACAAUGACUCUGUGCGAGAGGAUGAUCCGAAACCGGAGCCAUGUGUGAUUUAUCACCGAUUCUGUACAUUGCGCUGCUUUUAACGCUCUUUUAAACACAGACACCAUGAAUAUGUGGAUACCAACAGAACACGAGAAAUACGGAGUCGUUCUGGCCAGUUUCCGGGGGAUGAUUCAGCACGGCUUGCCUCUGGAGAUCGGUGAUACGGUGCAGAUCCUGGAGAAAUGUGAAGGCUGGUACAGAGGAUUCGUCCUGAAGAACCCAAAUGCCAAGGGGAUUUUUCCUUGCAGUUACAUCCAUCUAAAAAAUGCUCAUAUCAAGAAUAAAGGGCAGUUUGAGAUGGUGGUGCCGACCGAAGACUCUGUCAUUACCGAGAUGACAUCCACACUGAGGGACUGGGGUGCCAUGUGGAAGCAGCUCUUUGUGAAAAAUGAAGGCGAUCUGUUUCACAGACUGUGGCACGUCAUGAAUGAGAUUUUGGAUCUGAGACGGCAGGUUCUGGUUGGUCACCUGACUCAUGACCGCAUGAGGGACGUCAAACAGCACAUCACAGCACGACUGGACUGGGGCAAUGAACAGCUGUGUUUGGACCUGGUACCCCGGAGAGAAUUCAGCAUGGUCGACCCGGACGAAAUCAGCGUUACAGAGCUCUACCGAUUGAUGGAGAAUCGGCAUCGGAAGAAAGAAACUCCUACUCCUGUCAGCACACAUCACCUGUUUGUCCAUUUGAAGAGUCUGAUGAGCUCAAACCUGGGCGAAGAACUGGAGGUCUUUUUCUUCAUCUAUGAUAGUCGAGAAAGCAAACCACUCAGUGAACGGUUCUUUGUUAAACUCAAUAAAAAUGGUCUGCCCAAGUGUACUGAGAAGACGGAAAGACAAUGCACACUUUUUGUGGAUCUGGGGAGCGGCGACCUGAGAAAAGACGUGUAUAUUGUCGUACACAUCAUUAGAAUCGGGAGAAUGGGUGCAGGAGAGAAGAAAAACACAUGUAAUGUUCAAUACAGACGUCCGUAUGGCUGUGCUGUGGUCAGUAUUGCUGAUCUCCUAACUGCUGACUCAAAAGAUGACCACCUCCUGAAGGUUUACGCUUGCAACACAGAAAGUGACUGGAGUCAAAUUCAUGACAACAUCAUUAAGAAAGUAAACUCCAGAUACAACCUCUCAGGGUCCAACACAGGCCUGGCAGUGGCUCUCCAGUUGUUACACGGUGACAUCGAACAGUUGCGGAGAGAAUACAUGGUGCUCUUCACCAGAGGAGUCUCCAUCACCAAAAAACUGGGCUUCUCUGAUGUUAUCAUGCCAGGUGAAAUGAGGAAUGAUCUGUACAUCACGCUGGAGAAGGGGGAGUUUGAGAAAGGAGGGAAGAGUGUGGCAAGAAACGUGGAGGUCACAGUCUAUGCACUGGAUGCUGAUGGACAGAUUCUCAAGGGUUUUGUGGCUGUGGGGUCAGGCGAGCCAGGCGGAGACGAGUAUCACACCUUUGUGCUGUACCACAACAACAGUCCGCGGUGGGCGGAACUAAUCAAGCUGCCCAUCCCUGUCGACAUGUUCCACGGCUCACACAUCCGUUUUGAGUUCCGCCACUGUUCCACAAAAGACAAGGGGGAAAAGAAGCUCUUUGGAUUCUCAUUCGUUCCUCUAAUACAGGAUGAUGGGCGGACUUUGUCCGAUGGCACCCAUGAGCUCAUUGUUCAUAAGUGUGAAGAGAAUGCUAACCUGCAAGACUGUGCUCGCUACCUCAAACUGCCCUUCUCAAAAUCAAAUCUGCCCGGCAACAACCAAACACUGAAAGGCAGUAAAGAGUCUCUCUGGAUCACAUCUUUCCUAUGUUCUACCAAGCUCACUCAGAAUGGUGAUAUGCUGGACUUACUGAAGUGGAGAGCUCACCCGGAGAGAAUCAGUGACAGUCUGUCUAAACUCAAAGAGAUUGAUGGAUCAGAAAUAGUGAAGUUUUUACAGGAUACACUGGACACACUUUUUGGUAUUUUAAAUGAGAGCUCACAGAGAUAUGCACUCAAGGUGUUUGAUUGUCUGGUACACAUUAUAAACUUGCUCCAGGACAGCAAGUUUCAGCAUUUCAAACCAGUCAUGGACACCUACAUUGAAAGCCACUUUGCAGGAGCCCUGUCAUACAGGGAUCUGAUCAAGGUGCUAAAGUGGUAUGUGGACUGCAUUAUUGAAGCUGACCAUCAAGAACACAUCCAACAGGUGCUAAAGGCGACAGAGUACAUUUUUAAAUAUAUUAUCCAAUCACGGCGGCUGUUUGCACUAGCCACGGGGGGACAGAAUGAAGAGGAGUUUCAAUGCUGUAUGCACGAGCUGUUCACGUCCAUAAGCUUCUUCCUCUCACAGGAGAGCAAGAGCUUGCGCCCCAUCACGCAAACACAGGCAGUGUUUUUGCAGUCAUUCCCGGCUGUGUACAGUGAGUUGCUGAAGCUUUUUACUGUAAGGGAAGUGGCCACAUUUGUGCGUGAGACUCUCGGUAGCCUCCCCACCGCGUCCCAAGCAGACUGCCCCCUGCAGGCCGUCAAACUGCACUGCAUCGCCAAAACCAUGGAUAGCCAAAUCUACACCAACCCAGAGUCUAGAUGUAUCCUGCUGCCAGUGGUGUUGCGUGUCCUGCAGGCUCACAUGCAGGAACAGAAAGAUCUCGUCAUGUGUGCUCACAUCCUCACCUGCAUGCUUUCUCUACUCAAGAGGGAAGACACGGAGUCGACUGCAUCCGAGGAGGUAGACCUGAUUGUGGAGAGUGUUUUGGGUGUGUUACUACAGACAAUACUGGAAGUCGCUAACCGACCCCAUCCGCCAGGGCCCACACUACGCCCCCAGAUUCAAGACGUUACGGGAGAGUUUGUGUCGUGUCUUCUGGCUCUCUUGAGACACAUGAAAGAUCGACACUACCAACAGCUUCUGCAGAGGUUCACCAGUAAAGAUGACCUGCGGGAUUUUCUCCUUCACAUUUUCACAGUGUUUCGGAUCCUAAUAAGGCCAGAGAUGUUCCCCAAAGACUGGACGGUCAUGCGGCUUGUCACUAACAACAUCAUCAUCACCACUGUGCUCUACCUGUCAGACGCUUUAAGGAAAAACUUCCUCAAUGACAAGUUCGACUAUAAGAUGUGGGAUUCCUACUUCUGCCUGUCUGUCAUCUUCAUCAACCAGCCUUGCCUUCAGCUAGAGACCUUCUCUGCAUCUAAGAGGAAGAAAAUAUUGGAAAAGUAUGGAGACAUGCGUGUAAUGAUGGGAUGUGAGAUAUUCAGCAUGUGGCAGAAUUUAGGAGAGCACAAGUUCAAUUUCAUCCCAGCGAUGAUCGGUCCAUUCUUAGAGGUGACACUAGUACCUCAACCUGACCUGAGGAACGUCAUGAUCCCGAUCUUUCAUGACAUGAUGGACUGGGAACAGCGCAGAAGUGGCAACUUCAAACAGGUGGAGGCGAAACUUAUAGACAAGCUGGACAGUCUUAUGUCAGAGGGGAAAGGAGACGAGACGUAUAGAGAACUCUUCAACAGCAUUCUGUUGAAGAAGAUCGAGAGAGAGACUUGGCGAGAGAGCGGUAUAUCACUAAUCGCCACAGUUACACGACUGAUGGAGAGACUGCUGGACUACAGGGACUGUAUGAAAAUGGGGGAAGUGGAUGGAAAGAAGAUUGGCUGUACAGUCAAUCUGCUGAACUUUUACAAAACAGAGCUGAAUAAAGAGGAGAUGUACAUCCGCUACAUUCACAAACUGUAUGACCUGCACCUGAAAGCCCAGAAUUACACAGAGGCCUCAUACACACUUCUACUCUAUGAUGAGCUGUUGGAGUGGUCUGAGAGACCGCUGAGGGAGUUUCUGAGUUAUCCCAUGCAGAGCGAGUGGCAGAGGAAAGAAUACCUGCACCUCACCAUCAUACAAAACUUUGACCGCGGAAAGUGUUGGGAAAAUGGCAUAAUUCUGUGCAGAGAGCUGGCCAACCAGUACGAAUCCUACUAUGAUUACAGAAACCUCAGCAAAAUGAGGAUGAUGGAAGCUUCGUUUUACGAUAAAAUAAUGGACCAGCAGCGUCUGGAGCCUGAGUUCUUCAGAGUGGGCUUCUACGGCAAGAAUUUCCCCUUCUUUUUACGGAAUAAGGAGUUUGUGUGUCGUGGUCAUGACUAUGAGCGGCUGGAGGCGUUCCAGCAACGCAUGCUCAAUGAGUUCCCACAUGCCAUCGCAAUGCAGCACGCUAACCAGCCCGACCAGACCAUCUACCAGGCUGAAGCCCAGUACCUGCAGAUCUAUGCUGUCACACCAAUCCCAGAUAGCCAGGACGUCCUGCAGAGAGACGGCAUCCCGGACAACAUCAAGAGCUUCUAUAAAGUCAAUCACAUCUGGAGGUUCCGCUACGACCGUCCAUUUCACAAGGGAACCAAAGACAAAGAGAAUGAGUUCAAGAGCCUGUGGGUAGAAAGGACGACGCUAACACUCGUACAAAGUCUACCUGGCAUCUCACGGUGGUUUGAAGUGGAGAGGAAAGAGCUGGUGGAGGUGAGUCCGCUGGAGAAUGCCAUCGAGGUGAUCGAGAACAAGAACCUGCAGUUACGGACGUUGAUCACGCAGUGCCAAACGCGACAGAUGCAGAACAUCAACCCUCUCACUAUGUGUCUCAAUGGAGUCAUCGACGCCGCAGUCAACGGAGGACUUGCUCGCUAUCAGGAGGCGUUCUUUGUGAAGGACUACAUCAUGAAUCACCCAGAAGAUGGUGACAAGAUUGGCCGUCUCAGAGAGCUUAUGUUUGAACAGGCUCAAAUAUUGGAGUUUGGUUUGACUGUGCAUGAGAAAUUCGUACCUCAGGACAUGCGGCCCCUGCAUAAGAAACUGGUGGAUCAGUUUCAUCUAAUGAAAUCAAGCCUUGGCAUACAGGAGUUUCCGGCCUUUGUGCGGGCCAGUCCGAUCCAGUUCACCAACGGAAGCCCUCGCACUGGCAGGAACUCAGCGCCCAACAUCCUGAGUCCAGAGGGAGUUGCGCGCGUGGUAGCACGACGCAGUCCCCUCAGCUAUCCAGCAGUCAACCGCUACUCUUCAUCGUCUCUGUCAUCACAGGCCUCCAAUGAAGUGAGCAACAUCACAGGCCAGUCAGAGAGCUCCGAUGAAGUCUUCAACAUGCAGCCAAGUCCAUCUACCUCAAGUCUUAGUUCCAAUCACUCGGCCUCUCCCAACGUGACCAGCUCGGCUCCUUCCAGCACCAGAGGUUCACCGCAGUUGUCAGAUAAACCCAAACAUUCCCGAGAGAACUGCCUCUCACCACGAGAGAGACCAUGCAGUGCCAUAUAUCCAAACCCCCAGGAUUCCACACAGAGGCCAGUUCCUCACUCAGCAGGCGAUGCAUCCUUGCCACGCAGUGAUCCCAACAUCUCCACCCCCGAUAAAGUGGUCAAGCCUGCAGUUAGUAGCUGGAGUCUAGACACGCCGCUCUCUGAUUCAAACGGAAAGGGCCCCCCUGUCCCUCCUAGGCCACCAUACACAGGUUCUCCGACCAAGACAAGAUCACAGUCCCCUGUGAUGAUAUCACGCUCGCCUCAAAAGAGUGUGGCGCCCCCGUUUACCCCCUCGCCCACAGAAUGCCAGUCUGCAGGGUUGGUGUCUAACUCGCCGGUGCUUUCGGGAAGCUACAGCAGCGGCAUCUCCUCGCUCAGUCGCUGUAGUGUCUCUGAGGCCUCAGGUACCGAGACCACGCCCGCUGACCACGCCCUCCCAAACUCCACCUCCAGCGGCUCGGAUGAGCUCUUUCGACGGGAGAACAAGACUCCGCCUCCUUACAGCAUACAUGAGCGAAACCCCCGCAGGCAGAUGCCCCUUCCCCCAAGCCUGUCGAUUCACCCAAAUGUCGACGCACCGCCAAUUCCGCCGAAACCCUACCAGAUUCGAAAGCAAGACACUGAACCACGCCGACCCGACCAGUUUCCCAGACCCAGACCCAUUCCGAGGAAAGUCUCGCAGCUCUAACGUUGCACCCCGAACACCAACUCCACCAUUUGCACUUUUACACUUAAAGGGAUAGUUCACCCAAAAAUGAAACUUCUGUCAUUUACUCAUCCUCAUGAUGUUCCAAAUCUGUAUGACUUUCUUUCUUAUGUGGAUCACAAAAGGAGGUGUUAGGCAGAGUGUUAGCCUCAGUCACCAUCCACUUUCCUUGUAUGGAGAAAAAAAAAGGUGCCAUGAAAGAGAAUGGUGACUGAGGCUAACAUUCUGCCUAACAUCUCAUGUGUUCAUAGAGUUUGAAAGUACGUGACGGUGAGUAAAUGACAACAGAUUUUUCAUCUUUAAUCUCUAUGGGUUUACAAAUCCAAACUCCCAGUUUAAUGUUAAAUAAAUAGACUGGGUUAUUUUUAUUAAAUAUUAAUAUAAAUAUAUUUAGAGAGUGAGAGAUGAUACAGGGAUAUGCAUUUUUGUGCACUUUUUAGGUCUUAUAUUCACUUGUCAAAUAUCACAAGCCCCUGAAUUAACUCUAAAACAUGGUAUUUUCUAAGAUUUGUCAUAGAUUUAUCAAUGCUAAUAUGUAUUAUAAAGGUUGAUAAGUUUUGCCUUAAGAUUUGAAAACUUUUUUUUUAACGGUUAAUGCACGAUUUAAAGUACUUUGUACUUUUUAUAUAGCCAAAUGGUGCUAGAAUUCAUCUGUAAUAAUGCUAGCACUGAGUAUAUUCCCAGUGUCGUGUUUUCUUUGAAAUUAGGUCGCUGCUUUUGUAAAAAAAUUUCACCAUAGUCUCUAUUCUCAUUACUACAAAUCUAUCAAAGAUUAGACAAAUCAGUAAAAUUUCACAGUAUAAACUGCCAACCUUGCUAAUGUUGAAAA